Molecule: messenger RNA, 1624 nt
Organism: Heterotrigona itama
Lineage: Eukaryota; Metazoa; Arthropoda; Insecta; Hymenoptera; Apidae
Source: the annotation of a GenBank genome assembly
AUGCGUGUGAUAUGGAAGAAUAUACAAAGUAUUCGAAGUAUAGUGUUUCCAAUAUCUAGUACGCAGGAUAAUUUUCUGUCGAGGUUCUAUUAUACUCUCCAAAAUCUGGACGAAAAUCCGCAAUUCAUAAUUCAGUGACGAGCAAAAAACAAGAAACGACGAAAAAUUCUGGAUAUUUUCCGAACGACUUCGUGUGAUUAAAAGUUGUAUAAUAAUUUAUUUGGUCUCAUUUUUAAAGCGUGAGCGGUUGAAUUGUACGUCUUUAACCUGGCGCAUACGAAUGGAAACAAAUGUAUGAAAUUUUUGUUGCUUAUCAACGUGACUGGCCAUUAAAUUCGUGCUAUAUUAAGCUUCUAAUUUUAUUAUAUAUAUUGGAUGGGACAAGAAAUGGGGACAGUACGUAGCAAACUAUUGAAAGUGAUACAAAAAGUAAUCCUUUUAGCUUCAAGGUGUGAGCGUUUCAUCUUCUUCAUUUCUUCUUUAGUUAAAGCGAGCACAUCGACAGACCUUUUCCCUAAAGUUAGUAUCGAUAUUAUAAAAAUUUAUAUUUGUUAAAUUUUAAUUACCCUUGCAUAUUUAGAAUUAUUUUAUGCAUUAUUGUAUAUACAAUGGAAAGAAUAGAAUACUUAUUUGACGUCCACUGAAGAAAUUUACACUACUUUUCUCGAAAUUUUGUUUAGACUUUGAUGAGGAAGGACGCUAGCGACAAGCUUCUCACUCUAACAAAAAAUUUAAAAGACAAAAAUCAAAGAUAUCAGAAAAUUUUGUGAAUUAGAAUCGAUACAAUUUUCUUGGAAGAACACCGAAAAAUAAAAGAUUUCUUUUAUCCUGUUGUAAAGAUUUUAUCAUAAAUAUAAAUAUUUGUCAAAAAACGCUCGUCUAUAAUACGAAGAAUUAAUUAUAUUCUGAUUACGAAAUUUGAUUGAAUUAUAUAAUAAAUGUAUAAAUUAUACAUUCUGAUUAUAUAAUUAUAUUAUAUUAUAUUAUAUAAUUAUAUAAUUAUAUAAUUAUAUUAUAUUAUAUAAUUAUAUAAUUAUAUAUUAUAUAUUAUAUAUUAUAUAAUUAUAUUAUAUUAUAUAAUUAUAUUAUAUAAUCUGAUUAAAUAUUUGAUAAAGUUUGAUUAUUAAAUAUAUUAAUAUUUGCGAUAAUAAAUAUAAAUAAUAUUUACUAAACGAAACUUAAAUAAGUAUAAUAUCCGAUAUAAUAACUAAUAUAAUACAAAUCUAAUAUCUCAUUAUUAAUCCAUAAAAUAAAUGCAAGUUAUUUUUUUACACUGACAAGACUAAGUAUAAGAAUAAUAAUUUCCUUGUCUACAGUACUUUGGUAUACUAUAUAUAGAAAAUGAGCAUAUUUCUCACUGUAUACUAUAACAGAACGUCGAUUAUUUAAACGCAAGUUGAUUUACCUGUAUUUUACCAACUAUGCAUAUUAACUGUGUAUUUAAUUCACAUUUCACGACACGUAUCUGAUCUGAGUUUCAUGUGUACAUACAACUUUCAUUUUAUUUAUAUCAUGAGUAUUAAAAUAAAAGUAGAGAAUAUAGCUGAAAUUAAUAAUAAGUGAACGUCUAGGAAAGGCGUCUAAUGACAAAAGGAAGUCUGCAAUUCACGACAUUAAGAAUUAG